GGACGUAGAAAACUGCAACACGCGCUCAAUCUUGCGAUGAAGAAACGUCGGAAGUUUUGAGAUACCGUCUGAUUCUAAUUGUUAUACAUAACUACUCAGUCACCGUAAAUAUUUAUUAGAUAUUUUCAACAUACACGUGUUAAGUGGAAAAUGCUGCUGUUCUGUCCGACAUGCGGGAAUGUGUUGAUUGUGGAGGAGGGACAAAAAUGUUAUAGAUUCGCAUGUAACACGUGUCCAUAUGUGCAUAACAUCACGAGAAAGGUGAACAACAGGAAGUACCCCAAACUGAAAGAGGUGGACGAUGUGCUGGGUGGUGCAGCUGCCUGGGAAAACGUGGAUUCCACACCAGAAAAAUGUCCGAAGUGCGAGCACCCGCGGGCGUAUUUCAUGCAGAUUCAGACGCGCUCCGCGGACGAGCCCAUGACCACCUUCUACAAGUGCUGCAACAUACAGUGCGGCCAUCGCUGGAGAGACUGAGCCGGCGGGGGCGUGACAUCACCACGCCGGCCAGUCCGGAGCAGCCAAUGAACACGUGCGAGAAGAGUGCGCACAACGCAGACGUUUGGUUUUCCGCCGCUACUUCAUAUGAAACCCGGGCAAAUGUAGGGUGGAAUUUAAUGGGCGCACACUGGGUUCUCUGGAAAAUGAAUUUGUUAGCCCAGUGAAAUUGCUUCUUGGCCCCGUGCAAUGUAUUUAUAGAACAAGUCUAAAUGCAUAAGGCAGAUUUGACACCUGAUCAGAACUUUUAGGUUGCUCAGGGGGAGUUUAAUAAGGAGUUCAGGUUUCUGCUUAUACAAGUGCAAACUAACAAAGGUGUGAAUCAACUGCUGAUCUGUUUACAAAGGAGUACCCUGAUUUUCUGUUUGAUAUAUCGUUGAAGAGAUCAAUCAAAGGGUAAUUGCCUUUUUGAAUAAGGGGGGAAUCCUAUCCUCUUACAUUAGAAAAUCUGACCACCUAUUUACAAGUCAAACCUGUGAUUUCUGCAGUUCAGACAGAAAAUAACCCAGGGAAAGGGCUUGGUUAGACAAGGGGUGCACAACUCUGGUCCCAGAGGGCCAGAUGGUCCUUUUUGUUCCAGCCAAUUGCCAUAGUUGUAGUUUUCUGACAGCUGUAUGAGCUACGCCGGUUCACUCCUGCACUUGAGCACAGCUAGAUGAAGCAGCCGCCCUUAAAGAAAGGCAGGCUGGGGAAGGCCUGUGUCUUUGAGCACACGGGCACCUGGCACAUCUAGACACUUUCACUCAGGUUGUUUUCCAUUACCUCUAGAUUCCUAUGUAAAGCUUAUUUAAAGCUCCAAUAACACCGAGGGCUACACACAGAAUUCUGGAUGAAAUGUGAAUAGAACUUCUCUGGAUGUCUUAAAAGUGCAAGACUAGGGUGUUGUUUUUUUUUUUAAAUUGUUGUGAAUCUGCCAUUCAGAACUCUAACCUGUAGAGGCCAUGGUGUGGAAUGUACCCUGAUGAAAUUCCCUGUGAAUUUAAGAAGAGUAGGAAGGCUUUUGCAUUUAACACAAGUUAACUUUUCUGUAUCACAUGGUUUAUUAAAAUUCUCAGAGAAAUAAAACA
This is a messenger RNA of Anguilla rostrata (American eel), 1565 nucleotides long. It is a transcript of the gene polr3k, whose product is annotated as polymerase (RNA) III (DNA directed) polypeptide K. Gene Ontology annotation, molecular function: nucleic acid binding; zinc ion binding. Gene Ontology annotation, biological process: termination of RNA polymerase III transcription; DNA-templated transcription. The transcript is spliced from 3 exons. Lineage: Eukaryota; Metazoa; Chordata; Actinopteri; Anguilliformes; Anguillidae. The coding region runs from base 151 to 477 and encodes 108 amino acids. Gene Ontology annotation, cellular component: RNA polymerase III complex. The record is from RefSeq and is a predicted model, not a curated record.